Molecule: messenger RNA, 1824 nt
Organism: Periophthalmus magnuspinnatus
Lineage: Eukaryota; Metazoa; Chordata; Actinopteri; Gobiiformes; Gobiidae
Product: hyaluronan-binding protein 2-like
Exons: 12
Coding region: 72-1655 (527 amino acids)
Biological process (GO): blood coagulation; proteolysis
Molecular function (GO): calcium ion binding; serine-type endopeptidase activity
Source: RefSeq, a predicted model, not a curated record
GAACAGAUGUGGGUGUAUGGACGUAGGUAUAAGGCCUACCCACUGUAUUUGUCACUGAGUUGGGGUUCACCAUGUUGGCUGUCAGAGUUCUGCUCAUAGUCUUCUGUGUCUUAUUUGGCAAGGGAGAAACCAAUGUAAAUAUAGACUAUGAUGUGGACCACCCUACAGAGCCAUCGUCCAUUUUUGACCUAGGCGAUUGGUUGAUUGAUCUCCUGGAUGAUAACAAUGUGUGUGAGCCGAACCCUUGUUUCAAUGGGGGCUCAUGUCAUAGAAAGUCGGACACUGAGUUUGAGUGCUUGUGUCUAGAGCCCUAUGUAGGCAAAGGAUGCCAGAAAGUGAAAAAUAUCUGUGAAAAUGUGAAAUGUGGCCAUGGCAUGUGUGUUGUUGACCUUGGUAAACCUCCGUUUUAUCAGUGCAAAUGCAUAUCACCGUACACCGGGCCUGACUGCAUGUCCUUGCCAAGUGAUCCCUGUGAUCCAAAUCCUUGUCAACAUGAUGGCGUCUGUAUCCGUGGGUCCAAACGUUUCUACUGUGCCUGCCCAAUAGGACACACAGGGAAGUUCUGUGAAAGUGUUCCUGGUGACUGUUAUGUCCAAAAUGGAGAGACGUACAGAGGCAUGGUCAGUAUCACACAACACGGAGAGGAAUGUUUGGACUGGCAUUCCUACUUUGUUCUGGCUCGUGUUGGAAAUGUUUUCCGUCGAUUCCCAGAGUUUGAUGGACUUGAAAAAAACAACCACUGCAGAAAUCCAGACGGAGACCUCAGACCAUGGUGCUACGUUAGAAGAAGAAGAAGGCUGGUCUAUGACUACUGCAAAAUCGAGAAGUGCCCUGAAGCUCCGACCACCCCGGUCCCAACAGUGACCCCCAGUCCCACCUCUCAGUUCUCUCAGUGCGGGGUGGGCCGACCUAAGAGGGCCUCCAGGAUCUAUGGAGGCACCAAGGCGUUCCCUGGAUCUAACCCGUGGCAGGCCUCAGUGCAGAGCAGGAGCAGCGGCUCCAGUCUACCCUUUGAACACAUAUGUGGAGGUAUACUGCUCUCCUCCUGCUGGGUUCUCACGGCUGGACACUGUAUAAUACAAGGAAAAGAGUAUCAAGUUGUUUUGGGUGGAAUCAACAUCCUGAAAGAGGAGGACAUGGAUCAGACCCUCCCGGUGACCAACACAUAUAUUCACGAGAACUACAGCGAAACACCUGUGUCAGUGCACAAUGACAUUGCUCUUCUUAAGCUCAACAUCACAGAAAGCCCUUACUGUGCAAAGGAAACUCCUUUUGUCAAAGCUGCAUGUCUUCCAGAUGAGCCCUUCCCUGCUGGAAAGGAGUGUGUCAUCUCUGGAUGGGGAGCAACUGAAACACAGAGCUACAGUAGUCAUCUGAUGAACACAAAUGUAUUUCUGAUCUCUGAUAAGAAAUGCAAAGCUCCUCACAUCUAUGCAAGUGCACUGGAUGACAGUAUGCUUUGUGCUGGGGUCUUAGAGGGAGGCAUAGACGCCUGCCAGGGUGACUCCGGUGGUCCAUUGGUGUGUGAGACAAAUGGCACUUAUUAUAUCACAGGAGUGGUGAGCUGGGGCGAUGGCUGCGGACAGCAGAACAAGCCUGGAGUCUAUGCAAAUGUGCUGAAGUUUAGAGACUGGAUUUUAAACAAGAUUAAUUAAACUUAAACUAGACUUAAUAUAUUUACAUUUGCAUUGUGUUACUUUUUGAUUUUAGAUAGUAGGGACAGACCAUCAUUUAACUGAUUGAACCCUGAAAAAAGAACAAUUUGAACAAAAGAAGAAUUUGCUUUGGAAAAAAUAUUUUAUUAGCAAUUAAACCAAGCAUUUA